Molecule: messenger RNA, 2700 nt
Organism: Raphanus sativus (radish)
Lineage: Eukaryota; Viridiplantae; Streptophyta; Magnoliopsida; Brassicales; Brassicaceae
Exons: 7
Coding region: 1-2607 (868 amino acids)
Source: RefSeq, a predicted model, not a curated record
AUGACUGAUAGUGCCCCUCAAUCAGAAACUGAGGCUUAUGGUUUGCUAAGGACGGCUUAUUUUGAUAGUGGUGAACCUGAUGAACCGCCAUCUGAUCACACUGGAGGAGAGCCUGUACAUGGUGAACAUGAUGAACACUCGGAGUUUAGGAAGAAGGUGAGAGAUGCUGAAACUCCAUUGUACUUGACAUGUAGCAAGCACACCAAAGUUUCUGCGAUCAUGGCCCUUUACCGCAUCAAAGUAAAGAGUGGAAUGUCAGUGGCUUACUUUGAUCAGCUACUGUCGACAUUACAUGACAUGCUACCGGAAGGCAAUGUACUACCAAAGUCGACUGAUUCGAUUAAGAAGUUCUUGAAGAUUUUUGGGCUUGGCUACGAUAUGAUUCAUGCGUGCAAGAACGAUUGUAUUCUCUAUAGGAAGCAAUAUGAGGAGUUGGAAACCUGCCCACGAUGUAGUGCUUCUAGAUGGGAAAUUGAUAAGCACAAUAAUGAAGAAAAGAAAGGAAUUCCAGCAAAGGUCCUAAGGUAUUUUCCGAUCAAAGACAGAUUCAAGAGGAUGUUUAGAUCAUCAAGGAUGGCUGAGGAUUUGCGAUGGCAUGCCAACAAUGCCACUGAAGAUGGUAUAAUGCGACACCCUGUUGACUCGUUAUCUUGGGCUCAAGUGAAUAAUAAGUGGCCAGAGUUUUCUAGUGAAGCAAGAAACCUUCGACUCGGUCUGUCAACCGAUGGUAUGAGCCCUUUCUCUCUCCAGAACACAAAGUAUAGUACUUGGCCGGUGUUGUUAGUCAACUACAACUUGCCACCAACUCAGUGUAUGAAGGCUGAGAACAUCAUGGUGACUAUGUUGAUCCCUGGACCGACGGCUCUGAGCAACAACAUUGAUGUAUACGACUCAUUCCUGAAAGACAAGUUUACACUAAAAGCUAUGUUGUUGUGGACUAUAAGCGACUACCCGGCUCUAGGGACUUUGGCAGGUUGCAAAGUUAAAGGGAAACAAGCAUGCAAUGUUUGUGGAAAGGAUACACCAAAUAGGUGGCUCAAGUUUAGUCGCAAGAAGAGCAAUGUCUUGUCAGAAGAGCAGGUGGCUGAAGACGAAGAAAAUGACGAAACGAGUGAUCAAUGGAGGUGGAAGAAACGAUCAAUAUUCUUCGAUUUACCCUACUGGAAGGAUUUGCCGGUGCGUCACAACAUCGAUGUCAUGCACGUGGAAAAGAACUUGUCUGAUGCAUUAUUAUCAACACUGAUGCAGAGUGCUAAGUCAAAAGAUGGCCUCAAAGCGAGACAGGACUUAGAAGAUAUUGGAAUCCGGAAAAACUUGCACACACAGGUACGGGGAAAGAGAUUCUACUUGCCUCCAGCAACUUAUUGGCUCAGUAAGGAAGAGAAAAAGAUAUUUUUUCAAAGGUUGUCUGCGUUCAGAGGCCCUGACGGCUACUGUGGUAAUAUUGGUAACAGUGUUUCAAUUAACCCUCCUUCGAUUGGGAGUCUUAAGUCCCAUGAUCAUCAUGUACUAAUCCAAAAUCUGUUACCUGCUGCGUUACGAGGGUUGCUUCCUAGAGGACCAAGAGUGGCAGUAACUCGAGUAUGUAAUUACUUCAACAGAUUGUGUCAGCGUGCUAUUGACGCGGAGAAGCUGAUAACUUUGGAAAAUGAAUUUGUGGAGACAAUGUGCCAACUCGAGCGGUUUUUCCCUCCAUCGCUCUUCGAUAUCAUGUUCCACCUUCCUUUACACCUAGCAAGAGAGGCACGUUUAGGAGGUCCUGUGCACUUUCGUUGGAUGUAUCCAUUUGAGAGAUACAUGAAAACACUGAAGGCAUAUGUAAAGAAUUUUGCUAGGCCAGAAGCAUGUAUGGCUGAGGGGUACUUAGCUGGAGAAUGCAUAGCCUUUUGUUUAGAGUUCCUGAAAAGUGUUGUACCAGUUGAAGAAGUACUUAACCGUAAUGAAGAUCUUCAGUCUGAUGGAAUGGUUAUUGAAGGUCGACCACUGCAAAAGGGAACAGAGGUUAUUCUUUCAGAGAAAGAUAGAGACAUAGCACAUCGAUAUGUUUUGAUGAAUAUGGCUAUUAUGGAUCUGAUGAACUUACAAGAACUGCAAGAUAAUGAUGUUCGAUUAGCAACAAAUGAAACUUUGUUAUGGAAGCAUCACACCCAACAAUUUGCUGAAUGGGUGAAGAAUAAGAUACCUUCUAACUCAAAGGAUCAUUCUACGAAGCUGAGGUGGUUGGCCUUUGGACCAAGGUUUACUGCUCAUACCCAUAAAGGUUUUGUCAUUAACGGGAACCGAUUUCACAUACAAUCCGUUAAACGAAAGACUCAGAAUAGUGGAGUCACUUACGAAGCUUUCAACAUGUGUAAAUCUUCUGCAAGAGAUACAAGACAUACAGCCGAUAUGGUCACAUAUUAUGGAGUGAUAACAGAGAUCAUUCUCCUCGACUACCACAUGUUCAGCGUUCCUUUAUUCAAGUGUAAUUGGGCGAACAGAGGCUACGGUGUUAAGGAAGAAGAUGGUUUCACCCUUGUCAAUCUUCAUGUCAACCAAACGCCAUAUUUACAAGAUCCAUACAUUCUACCAUCACAAGCAAAACAUGUAUUUUACUCUAGAAGAUGAAGAAUCGCCAUGGUAUGUUGUUAUGAGAGCACCACCUAGAGGAUAUCAUGAACUCGAGACAGAGGAGGACGUUGUCGGAGCACCAUUACCCGC